AUGGCCCUAGUGCCUGCUGCCCGCCAAAUGAAUGGCUUCGAGCCCCCGCCAUCCUCUAUACUGGCUACCCAUAUUGUACACGGAAACGGAGUGUCUGAUUUUGAUCAAGACAACUUCAAUCAGCUGUUGGCCGAAGCACUAGGUUCCGAUGAACAAGGCCAACCGAAUCUGGGCGCCGAUGUCUCCAUCAAUCACAAGUUAAUCUGUAUCGUCUUUCAAAUCGGCAUCGAGCGCGUCCUUGAAGAAGAUCCUUUCCGCUCCGCAACCGCGGCAGGUAGGGCGGACUCCCAAUUCAAAACUUGCCUCGAAGUUCUUCAAGUUGCAAUCGAAAGAUCACCUCAGGUCAUCUUUGUGAAGUCAGAUCCCCAAAGCAGGACCACGGGUGGGAAUGGCUGUCCUCUAUACUCCUGGCUGAUCCCGACUCUUCUGCCGUUGGUUGCUUCCGCCCAGGCAAAUGUGGUCAGGGAUGUUGUUCUCGAGCUGUUCAGUUCUAUGGUGGAAGCUGACAGAAAAUGCACAACCACAUACUCGUCUGAUAUCGUUCUUGAUUUCUUGAGGAAUUGCGUCUCAGGCAUCCUUGGUGUUGUCGAGUCGCUACCAAGCGCUCAGCCGCCCAAGGCCAUAGUCAUCGAUGGGGAGGACUUUGCCUCAAUCAUUUCCAAAAUCACAUAUGGCCUUGAUAUCAAUGUUCCGAGCCUCAAAUUUCCCUCCUUGCAACACCUGCUCAUCGGCUUGGCCCAUGUUUUGAAGGUGGUCUCCAGACAGUCUAACUCGCCACAGGGCAAAGUUCAGUUUCGCAAAGUCUUCUCACGAUUCCGAUGGUUUGCCGACGAAAAUGAGAGCCUUUUAAUAGGGAAUGAUCACUCUGAGAAUCUCUGUCACGAAAUUCGCGUCUUGAGCAUCACACCUCCUGCGCCGCCAGGAAUGCUGUCCAAAGGCCCGGACGAAGUUUGGCCUGAUACAGAUCGAGCACGGAAGAGAUUGCGGCUGUCCACCGAUGUCGAGGAUGGACUGUCAAAUGAUAACUUGCAACAGAAAAUCUGCCGCAGACUAACAGCAGAGUUGACUGGUUGCGCCGUUCCCGACCUUGAUGGGCUGGAUCAAACAUCGUCUGAGAACUUCAGACGCUUGUCGGAAGAGAAGCAAUGUAACGCACUUGAAUUGAUUGGUCUGACCGCGUGCCAGCUUGCUUUGCCUUCUCUGGAUCGCCAUUGUCCGAAGUGUGAUGAGGAUUUCGAAACGACAAGUCUAGGUCCCGAUAAAUCUCCCCCUUCGAGCCGAGAACUUCUCAAGACUUUGGUUUCCCUUGUUCAGAGCAUAUCCCGCCGUUCUCGAGCAAGAAUAAUUGCUAUGUCUUCUCUUCGUCGAAUCAUCAUGCAUACAAACUCAACUGAGGACUUGAAGCUUGGCCAAACCCCCGCUGGCGACUGGUGCCUCCAGUCUCUCAAGAGCUCCUCCAGAGACCUCAGAAUCGUCGCAGGCAGAGCUUUGCAAGCAUACGUGAUGAGGAGAAAGCAUCACGACUUAUCUCUUACGCGGGAAAACAGAAUCACAGCUUUGGACUAUCUCGACAGUUUAUGGCAGAAAGAAGAUGCUUCCCUGCAGGAGACUGCAGUCAUGGCUUUGACACAGGUGGCUAAAGUUGUCGGGGACGAAGAACUAAAUAUCAUCCUGGUCCGACUCGUCGAGUACCUUGGCCACACGAAUCCGUAUCUCAGUGGUUUGGUAUAUGCUGAGAUUCAGCAUCUCGCCCAAUCCCUGCAGAUCUCAGUGUGGCUCCUCUUUCGGCCAUUUUGGCGGACACUCGGUGUGGUCUUCGCCAAGUCUCUGAUGUCUCGAUCCAAUAUUGCACUUCAAUUGUCUGACCUACUGGGUAUGGACAUUACAGGUUUGAUGGGUCACGCUGCCGAAUUCGCUCUUCCAUAUCUGGUCCUUCACAAAGCAAAGGAUGUCAUAAAGAAAUUCGCCGAGGCCAAUGGGCAAUCAACUACUCUCUUCGACCUGUGUACACAGAGACAGAAUCUCAUCGCCAUCCUGUCGUUCCUACUUGUUCAGCCAUUUCCUGAUGCGGAACAAUCCAUCAUCUCAAUUUUGUCAGAAGUAUCUGCAGACUUUGGUAAGACUGAUCUUGCGGAUUGGGUGGCUCUGGACCCGAUCCACAUCACCUGCGAACUUCUAAAAGCCAUCGGAGACAGUGGUCAAGGCAAAUCUUCUCGGAUUUAUCAAGCUCUGCAGCUAUUAGCGCACUUAGUAGCCCGCCAACGUGGACAAUCAGCCAACACGAGACGCAGUGAUAGCAUGGGAACCUUUUUGGAGAAUAAUGUUCUUGCAAUCGUCACCCACUUCACUGUCCUCUUGAAUGAUUUGGAGGCAAAGGAAUCCAAGGUAGACAAAAGGCGAUGCCUUGCUGCACUUGGUGAGGUGGUAAAGCUGGGCAGAACCCGGAUUGUGCGAGCUCUUCCUCAGAUUUGUGCUUGUCUCAGAUCUGGGUUGGCUGUCCCCGAACUCUGUGAUGCUGCCUUUACCUCUUGGGCUGCCAUGAUUAAAUCAUUGAAAAGGGACGACUUGAAACCUCUUAUUGAUCAGACUCUGGCAAUUAUUGUCCGAACCUGGGACGCACUCGACAGCCCAUCCCAAUGUUUAGCAUAUGACCUCGUUGGUGAUCUGCUCAGACACCACACAGACAUCGUGCGAGAUCAAUUUAGCACAAUGCCAUCACUAGCUUCGAUCCCAGCUAUGAGCAAGUUCGAGUCUGAAAUCAUGACUCUGAAGGGUCAGAUGGACGAGCGUCAUCAACUCAUUGCCUACGUCCGGAGACUACAAGAUGAGAACAUCGCCGUCGUUGAACAAGCUUUGGUUGAGUUAGCACCACUUUUGUAUCAGAAACAGGAUCUCCUCCAACGAUCUAUCCUCAGGGAACAACCGGAUGAGUUUGUUGCCGAUUUGACUCGUGCAUUGCUUGAUUGUUGCGUGAAGUUCAACACAAGCAAUGAGGUCUCAAGACUGUGCGGGCAAUGCCUAGGCAGUAUAGGAUGCAUGGAUGCUAGCAAGAUCGAAAGCCUGAGAGAUCGCAAGACAAUGGUCGUGUUGGCAAAUUUCGUAAGUGCAGACGAGGUCAUUGAGUGGAUUUUCUUCUUCCUGCAGCACGUCCUGGUCAAAGCCUUCCUGUCUGCGAACACAACUAGAGCUCAAGGCUUCCUUGGUUGGGCGAUGCAGCAGUUCUUGAGCUCUUGCAGGCAGGGCACCUCGUCAGACAAAGCCGGAAAUCUAGCGACAAGCUUGUGGAAUCAGCUACCUGAAUCUACCCAGAACGUAUUGACGCCGUUCAUGAGCUCCAAGUAUACGGUGCAGGAAGUUCGGGCCCCUGAAAAGAGUCAUUAUCCUCUUUUUACGCCAGGUAUGAAGCACCGCGACUGGCUUCGAACUAUUACAUUGGACUUCCUUCACAGAAGUACGGGAGACAAUGUCGAAAUUAUCUUCUCCAUAUGUUGCCGCAUCAUCCAUGGUCAAGACGCUUCCAUUCCAGCUUUCCUUCUGCCGUAUGCUGUGGUUAAUCUCAUUGUGAGCGGCAUUGAGCAGGACAGUCAAGAUAUCAUAACCGAGGUCAAUUCAAUUCUCAGCCAGUCGCUCGAUGACUAUGACCGACGAGUGCAGGAUGACAUCAAGUUAUGCAGCCAGACAGUGUUUGAAAUCCUUGACUACAUGUCCACCUGGCAACAACAGAAGCGCAAACAGUAUGCCAUGGCUCUGGCCAAGUCAGAUCGUGGACUUAAUGAUCUGCUUUUGGUCAAAGCUGCGGACCAAAUACGCAGUAUCGAUCGGGUGCUAGAACAGAUUCCACCCGACAUGCUAGCUCGACGAGCCUUGGAAUGCAGAUCCUACUCGCGGGCGUUGUUUCAUUGGGAACAGCAUAUCCGCAAAUGCAAGAAGGACGACGUUGAAGCUGAGCUCCAAAGACUGCAAGACAUUUAUGCUCAGAUUGAUGAACCUGACGGUAUUGAGGGCAUUUCUUCUCGCAUGCAUGUGCUCGACAUUGAACAGCAAGUCUUGGAGCACAAGAAGGCAGGUCGAUGGACUGCUGCUCAAAGCUGGUAUGAGAUGCAACUUAUCGCUUCUCCAGACGAUAGUGAUGCACAGAAGAACUUGAUAGCUUGCCUCAAGGAAUCCGGGCAGUAUGACGCCCUCCUCCAUCAUUUCGACGAUAUCAAGAGCCGCAGCAGCAGUUCUACGACUCUCUUGGCCCCUUAUGCUCUCGAGGCCGCAUGGGCAACAAGCCGCUGGGACCUACUACCCAGCUACAUUCCUCCAGAGGGUGGACACGAUUUUACGUCUCAGAUUGCAGAAGUAAUGCUGGCCGUCAAUAGCAAAGAUCGGGAGAGAGUGUCUCAGCUUCUUACCGAGAUAUAUCGCAACGUCGCCUCCGAGUUGAGUCCCAACGGCAUCUCUUCAUUUCAAGCCAGCCAUGAUACGCUGCUGAGGUUGCAUGUACUCAGUGAUGUGCAAUUGAUUGCGGCAAGCCCCAAGGAAGAUCGCGCUGUCGUUCUGGACACCCUACGAGGACGUCUCGAUGUGCUGGGAUCGAACGUUAGCGACAAACAGUAUCUAUUGGGUGUUCGUCGCGCCGUAAUGUCCCUCAGACCAGACAUGUUUGGCUCAAACGAUAUUGCAAGCGCAUGGCUCUCGAGCGCCCGACUGGCCCGCAAAGCACGUUCGACCACUCAAGCUUUCAAUGCUGUUCUCAAGGCUUCUGUAUUAGGCGAUAAGUCUGCAGCAAUCGAACAGGCAAAACUAAUGUGGUUGGAAGGGCAUCACCGAAAGGCCAUUCAAACUCUUGAAGGGGCCAUUGAGUCUGGGGCGUUCGUGGCCCAUGAUUUUGUAGCCGAAAACGGCCCCACGACGAUGACGGUGGAACAGCGACAUUCUCAAAACGAAGUCACGGCGAAGGCACAUGUUCUACUUGGGAAAUGGCUGGCUCAAGCCGGUCAAACCCAAUCGGAAGUGAUCAGGAAGACAUUUAGGAAAGCUACAGAAACCUUCAGCAAAGGUGAACAAGGCUGGUAUCACCUUGGCCGUUAUUACAAUAAAGUUCUUGACUCGGAGAGAGCAAUGCCUCCAGGCAAAGAGAGUCAAACAUAUCUGACAGGGGAAACCGCGAAACAUGUUAUCGAAAAUUACCUACGAUCGCUUUUCAAUGGAAGUAAAUAUGUCUUCCAAACCCUGCCGAAAGUCCUGACCCUCUGGUUUGAGCUGGUAGAUGGAAUGGACCUUCCGAGAGAUGACCGACGAGGUAGCGCGGAGUUUCACUCAAAGGUUGCGGCACAACGAAAACGAAUCAUUGAGGAAACGAAUAAUCAGAUCAAGAAGUAUACGGAUCGUUUACAGUCAGUCUUGCUCUAUACUAUUCUGCCGCAGGUCGUUGCUCGGAUAUGCCAUCCCAACAGAGUCGUCUGUGAGAUUCUCACUAGUAUCGUUGUAAAGGUAGUGAGAGCGUUCCCUCAGCAAGCAUUGUGGACCUUGUUGGCGGUGGUGGAAUCGCAACAGAAAGAGCGAGCGGUAAAAGGUUUAGGUAUUGUCAGUAAAAUCGUCGAGGUCGCAAAAAAAUCCAGCAAGGACUCAUCCGCUGCCGAGCUCAGGAGCAUGUUCAACAGUGGUCAAAAGUUCGUCAAGGAACUCCUUCGCGUCUCUGAACACGAAAUCAAAGGCAAAGUUACGAAAAUCAGCCUGGGCAGAGAAAUGGGAUUCAACCACAAGAUCGCCCCUUCAAAACUGGUCGUCCCCAACCAAGCUUGCCUCAUUCCCAGCAUGCCCACAAGCUUCGAGCCAGCACAGCUUAAAGCAUUCCGUCCUUUUGCCAAAGAACCGAUCACCAUCAGCUCCUUUGUCGACGAAGCUCUCGUUUUAGCCUCUCUCCAGAGACCCAGAAAACUGACUAUCCGUGGGUCUGAUGGCAACAUGUAUUCGGUUCUCGCGAAACCGAAGGACGAUCUCCGUAAAGACCAACGCCUCAUGGAAUUCAACAACAUGAUCAACCGCUUUCUCAAGCGAGACGUCGACGCCGCAAAACGAAGACUCUAUAUACGCACCUAUGCCGUUAUCCCCAUGAACGAAGAAUGCGGCCUGAUUGAGUGGGUGGACAACCUCAAGACUUUCCGAGAUAUCAUUCUCAGGUUGUACAAGGAUAAAUCGAUUCAUCCCAAUUACGUCGAGAUUCGGAAUUUGUUGGAUGAAUCUUGUUCGGGGGAUCCCGAGAAGGCGAAAAUUUUCACGACCAAGGUCCUCAAGAAAUUCCCACCUGUAUUUCACGAGUGGUUUGUUGAGAGUUUCCCCGAUCCCAGCGCGUGGUUCAAUGCGCGGUUGAGGUAUACACGGUCUGCGGCGGUGAUGUCGAUUGUCGGCCACGUCUUGGGCCUCGGGGACCGGCACGGCGAGAACAUCCUCUUUGAAGAAGACAAUGGUGGGACUUUGCACGUGGACUUCAAUUGUCUGUUCGACAAGGGUCUGACGUUUGAAAAGCCCGAGUUGGUCCCGUUCCGGUUGACGCACAACAUGGUUGACGCCAUGGGCGCGUACGGCUACGAAGGGCCGUUUAGGAAGUGUUGCGAAAUCACACUGACGCUCCUGCGAUCCAACGAGGACGCCCUCAUGACCAUCCUCGAAACCUUCCUGCACGAUCCCACCACGGACUUCAUCAACUCGGCCGGUCGAAGCAAGAAGAAGGUCGUUCCCGGCGUGCCGAGUACCCCUGUCGAAGUGCUCGAAGGCGUCAGCGCCAAGGUCAGGGGCAUGUUACCAGGAGAGUCGGUGCCCCUGGGUGUGGGCGGCUAUGUCGACGAGAUGAUCACCAGGGCCACCGACUACCGCAACCUGUGUAGGAUGUACAUUGGCUGGUGUGCUUUCUUUUGA
This is a messenger RNA of Cladophialophora bantiana CBS 173.52, 6903 nucleotides long. RefSeq lists its product as uncharacterized. Gene Ontology annotation, cellular component: nucleus. The record is from RefSeq and is a predicted model, not a curated record. The transcript is spliced from 3 exons. Gene Ontology annotation, biological process: DNA damage checkpoint signaling; telomere maintenance; protein phosphorylation. NCBI's taxonomy places the organism in Eukaryota, Fungi, Ascomycota, Eurotiomycetes, Chaetothyriales, Herpotrichiellaceae. Bases 1 to 6903 code for a protein of 2300 amino acids. Gene Ontology annotation, molecular function: protein serine/threonine kinase activity; protein binding.